Sipha flava (yellow sugarcane aphid) is the source of this 2900-nucleotide messenger RNA. RefSeq names its product putative ATP-dependent RNA helicase TDRD12. The coding region runs from base 514 to 2883 and encodes 789 amino acids. NCBI's taxonomy places the organism in Eukaryota, Metazoa, Arthropoda, Insecta, Hemiptera, Aphididae. The transcript has 2 exons. Gene Ontology annotation, biological process: germ-line stem cell division; transposable element silencing. The record is from RefSeq and is a predicted model, not a curated record.
GCGCAUGGACCGCUAUACCGUUGCGCUGGGUUGCUGCGUUUCCAUGACGACGGGACGAACGGCGGGAUGGCUGUCAGGACAACAUCCGACUACGACUACGACGGCGAUGUGAUCAUUAUAUUAGUCAACAUGCCAAUAGGCAAGUGACCGGACAUUCACAACGCACUCUCUCUUUCUCUUUUUUUUCUCUUUCUCUCUCUCUCUCUCUCUCUCUCUCGAGCUCAUGAACACACAUACUACACAUCAGAUAUAUACGCGCACGUACACUCGUAAUAAUAAUCCGAUCCAUUAUCAUUUUUUUUUGUUCAUACGAAUUUUUCAACGUUUUCAGUCUGACUUUUGAUUUCGGUGGAUUUUUUUCGAAAAUAUAACAUCCGACAUUUUUGAUGACGGUCAGACCUCGGACGUCCGUUCAAUCCCGUAUAUAAUGCCCACAUCACGCACGUCGUCUUUUGAUUAACCGGCAAUCCACAAUUUUCAGGUAAAACUAUAGUCAAAUCUUAUACAUCAAAUAUGUUUGACUUUAUAAAAAUACCAUUCAAGAAAAGUAAAGAACAAAUUGUACUCCAAUCUCUUUGUGAUCAAGUAAAACAGUUUGGUUUUUGUAAAGGACCCUGUUUAGAGCGUCAUGAGUUAUGUAAACAACUUGACAAGAAUUGUCUCAAUAUUCCAUUUAAAUGUUUAGUUGGUAUUCAAUUGACAAGAAUCCUUAGUGCUUCACAUUUUUAUGGAAGGAUUCUUAAAUAUUCUACUGUAAAGGAUCCAAGAAAAGAUGAAGAUUGGAUAAAUGUUGAUGAUUUGUUUGAAGUAAUAAAAUCUGAGUUAAAAUUAAUUGGAUCAUAUUUAGACACUAAAAUUUUACAUGAAACCCCUGUUAUUGGAGAAAUGGUUAUGGUAGAAAUUGAAAAAGAAUAUUUUAGAGCAGUUAUUUUGGAUGUAAUACAUGGAUGGUUCAUGGUUAAUAUAAAAGUAAAAUUAAUUGACUUGGGACGUAAAGAAGAAAUUCCUUCUAAUAAAGUAUUUUCAUUACCAAAUCAUUUAAAAGAAUUUCGUCCUGUAGCAAUUGAAAUUAUCUUAUCUAUGGAACCAUUUGGAGAAGAAGAAUCAGUUUUAAGUUGGCCAAAUACUACAACAAAACUUGUACAAAGUUUAUUUGAACCUCUUAUUUUAACAAAUAUAGAAUUUAUUUGUAAAGUUGAACUAACAUUAGGAACAACUAUAUGGAUUGAUUGGAUUUUAGCUAAAAAAUGUAUGAAUUGUUCCCACUUGGCAUGUAAACUUUACCAAAACUCUUUAAAAUUGCCCAGGGAAUUAAUUGACCGUAAGCUUGCAAAAACAACUUCUCGACUUAUUGAUAGACUAGAAGACUUAAAUAAAAAUGCACAUGUUUGGAAAGUACAUCUAAAUAAAGAUAAGCCAAUAAAUACAUUUUUGAAUAUUCAAAAAUCUGGUUUAUCAUUAUUUUCAUGUGAAGAGAAAAAAAUUAAAAACGAUAACCCUAUUCAAGUACAAUGGGCUCAUUUAUCCGAGAAUAUGAUAUAUAAUGUAUCUGUUGAUUAUAUUGAACAUCCAAAAUGUUUUUUGGUGCGUAAUUUGCAGUUUGGUAAAAGCAUUUAUGCUCUUCAAAAGGAUAUUGAUGAAGCUAUUAAUAGUAAUACAGUUUAUCAAUUAACUUGUGCUAAUGUAGGGACAGUGUGCCUUGCUCUAUCACCUGAAGAAAAUAAGUACAAUCGUGCCCUUGUCAAACAAGUUAAAGAUCAAAUUGUUAAUAUUUUAUAUGUAGAUUAUGGUGAAUUUUGCCAAGUUAAAAUUAAAAAUCUUUUGACUAUACCAUCAAAUUUAAUAACAAAGUUACCAUUUCAAGUAAUUGAGUGCAAUUUGAGUGGGUUUAAAGAUAUUUCACAAACUGAUAUUAUUGAUCAGUUUGUUGAUCGUUUUUUCCAUCUAACGAAUACUAAUUUAUGUUUAUACGUUCUUUCUUCAUCAACAAAUGCAAAAUUAACUGGGGGUAACUAUUAUGAAAUUGUUUUGUUUAACAAUGUUAUGAACAUAAACACUACAAUGGCUGAUGACUUUAAUAUGUAUGUUGAUAAUAUGCAAAUACAAAAUAUUUCAACCUUGAAUUUUAAAUAUGAUGAAAUUGAGGAUGAUAAGUUAGAUGAAGAAGAAUUUCAUAGUCAGUUGGAAUUAUUAGAAGUUCUAUUGAAUAGUUCUACUAAAAUGGAUCAAAAAAAUAUUGAAUUAAAUUCAAAUGAUUUAAUUCAAGAUAAAAUUGAAAGUAAAAAUGUUGAAUCAAAUGAAAAAAAAACAUUACCUGAUUCGCUAAAUUUCAAUCAUGUUACACAGGAAAAUAAUAAACUGCAAAAGUAUGUUAAAACCGUGAAAAAAUAUUGUUUAGAUUGCAAUACAUCUUCAUUGAUGCCCCAAUGUUUUUGGCACCAGGAUGACAAGUGGUUAUACAUUAAAUUAGAUGUAAUUUCUGUAAAUAAUUAUGAUAUUUCACAUACAACAGAUACAAUAACAGUUAAUAUUGAAACCAAUACUAUUUCUUAUUUCUUUAAAAUUUUGUUGUUUGCAUUUAUAGUAGAGGAAUUAUUUACUUGUCAUGUAAAUUUUGAUGGAAUUUACAUAAAAGCAAAAAAACUCAUUGAAGUUAAAUAUCGAUGGCCUAGGCUUGUAAAAUGUUCAAAUAGACAUAAAUACAUUAUUUAUGACCCGGAAUAUAUAGUUGAUCAUAAAAGCAGGAAUUUAUGGAUAAGAGUAUUAAAUAAAUUUAAAAUGAAAUCUCAUGCUAAGCUGUGUAAUGUGGUAGAUUAUGACAGUGAUUCUUAUAAUAGUGAUUCUAGUGUUGAAGAAUAUACAAUUUUUGAAGAUACAUUAUAAAUACAUUUUUUUUACUG